Molecule: messenger RNA, 1512 nt
Organism: Drosophila subpulchrella
Lineage: Eukaryota; Metazoa; Arthropoda; Insecta; Diptera; Drosophilidae
Exons: 5
Coding region: 484-1356 (290 amino acids)
Cellular component (GO): membrane
Source: RefSeq, a predicted model, not a curated record
UUUCAGUCCGCUGGCGAACGUUGUUGCGAUCACAACGUCUCAGUUCUCAGUUGUUAGUGGCCCGCUGCUCAGAUUCUUCGAUUCUCCAGUUCUUAACUCUCAAUUCUUCAAGCUCAGAUUCUUCGCCGGCGCGCGUGUGUGUGUGUGCUGUGUGCGUGUGUGCUGGAGGCCGUGUCAGUGUGUUAGCGCUGGCCCGUUGCUAAAAUUAUUAUUUUUUUAACGAACGUUGUUGUUUUUUUUUUACUGUGCCUUCGAAACUGGUUGCUGCUCUUUUAACUGUGUAUUUGUGCAGCAGCAGUAGUAGCAGUUAAAGAAGAAGCAGCAGAAGAAUCUAGCUGCGGAAGAAGAAGAAGCAGCAGAAGACGCAGAAGAUCACAAAUCGACGAAGAAUAGAGCAACUGUAGUUGUUUUUUCGGUGGAUAAAUCUUGAAAUAUAACCGAAAUAUAGCCGAUUUCGAAACAGUUCCGGAAUAAAACACCAAAAUGCCCUGCUCGGCCGUAACCCUAUCUAUAGCGACGAUCUGUGCGAUCAUCGCCACCGCCCUGCUGGCGAUCGCAUUUUCAACGGAUAAUUGGCUGCACUACGAUGUCUGGCGCAACCAGAUACAGUCCUUUGCUGCCAAGCACUCGGAUGCGGAUUCGCUGCUGCACAACAUGAAUGUGAAGUACUACUACUACACGAGGACACGAGGAUUGUUCAGGAUUUGCUAUCCCAAGGAGCGGCCACCGGUGUCGGCGGUGCCCACCUAUCUGUCACCGAUCGAGACGCACUGCUCGAACAUCGACUACUUCCCGCAGGCGGAGGAUGAGAAGAUCGCCAACGAGGACGCCACCUCGCGCCUCCACCUGGCCCGUUCCUGCAUCGCCCUGUUCAUCAUCAGCUUUGUGACCAUCUUCUGUGCCUUCUGGACCGGCCUCUCCGGCUGCUGGAAACGCUCCUCGGGCGCCAUCACGGCCACCUCGAUCCUGCUGCUAGUCACCUGUCUGCUGGCCGCCGGCGCCAUGGGACUCUGGCACACCGUCGAGUUCUUUGAGAAGGAGAAGGUCGUCGGCGAGGACUACUUUCAGCAGUGGAACACGGUCCUGCGCGACAACACGAAGAUUGCCUACGACUGGUCGUACAUCGUGGCCUGGGCAGGAAUCGGCACCUGUCUCCUGGCGGCCAUCCUGCUCUCCGGCGCGGCCGUUUGUCUGCGCAACGAGCGCGAGAAGGAGGAGCAGCUGAACCUGCAGUACCUGAUGCCAGUCUACUCGCAGAAGCAGCCACCCUAUCCACCCUAUCCCAACUAUGCCCAGCCGCAGAUCUAUCCAGGACCCUAUUACCAUGGCUCGCAGUACGGACCCUACAACUACUAGGUCCUCAGCCGAGCUUCAAUCGAGGAGAACUCUACGAGCAAUAUCAGCAUAGAAAUCACAAAUGACCAGGGAGGAAGCCUGGUUCUCCCACAAACCCCUCCCCCAGUAAUCAAAACCAACUUGGCGAUCAAAUAUAUAGAGCAGCCGCUAACGAAA